Molecule: messenger RNA, 750 nt
Organism: Panonychus citri (citrus red mite)
Lineage: Eukaryota; Metazoa; Arthropoda; Arachnida; Trombidiformes; Tetranychidae
Gene: CIAPIN1
Product: anamorsin homolog
Exons: 2
Coding region: 270-638 (122 amino acids)
Biological process (GO): iron-sulfur cluster assembly
Cellular component (GO): cytoplasm
Molecular function (GO): iron-sulfur cluster binding
Source: RefSeq, a predicted model, not a curated record
ACUUUCAAUUCACUGAUCUGUUUGAUUGUUUCUCUUAAUUCAUUUUAAUUUACAAUCUUUAAUUCUUUAAUUCUUGUCAAUUAACUGUUCCUUUAUCAACUAACUUUACCUUCUCUUUUCUGAAAACUUUUCUAUCGGCGUAAUAAGUCAAUCUUCCCUAGAAUUGUAUUGACCAUUUGUUGCGUUUUUCUCUCAUCUCUUUGAUCUGAAUUAAUUUACUUUUCUUAAUCUUGAAUCUCUGUGAUUACCUGUUUCUCCAUCAAGUGAAAAUGCUUCCUCAACCCGCUGGUAAAACUGUUGUCAAGUUGAGUACCGAUGAUUUGGUCGACGAUGGUCUAAUCGAUGAUGACGCUUUGUUAACUGAAGAGGAUCUGAAGAAACCCGAUCCAGCGAGUUUAAAGGUCACUGGUUCAGAGACUAAGAGAAAGGCCUGUGCUGGUUGUAAUUGUGGAUUAGCUGAAGAAUUAGCUAAAGAAGAACGUGAAACCAUAAAAAAGAACACCCAAAAUGUCAAAUCUUCAUGUGGAAGUUGUUACUUAGGUGAUGCCUUUCGAUGUGCGAGUUGUCCAUAUCUUGGAAUGCCAGCCUUCAAGCCUGGAGAAAAGGUCACAAUCGAUUCUUCAGAUGAUUUAAAUUAAUUGGUACAAAUGAUAAAUUGAUGAUCCAACAAUCAAAGAAUAAUAAACAAAACCGAUUGUAACUUACCAGAUGAUUAACAUUCAAGUAUAAAGUGUUUGCUUUACAAAUUUA